Hypomesus transpacificus is the source of this 920-nucleotide messenger RNA. RefSeq names its product ribonuclease kappa-A-like. Bases 177 to 482 code for a protein of 101 amino acids. The record is from RefSeq and is a predicted model, not a curated record. The transcript is spliced from 3 exons. Lineage: Eukaryota; Metazoa; Chordata; Actinopteri; Osmeriformes; Osmeridae. Gene Ontology annotation, molecular function: RNA endonuclease activity.
ACCUGAUUAAUCUGGUGACUGACCAGACAAGAGAGAAGUUGAAACUUGGUAGAUGUUUCACGGAAGAAGUGUCUGCCAUAUGUGCCUUUUUCCCAAUUUAAAUGUUGAGAACUCGGACAACAACGGGAGUUUAGAUUUGUUUUUUUGACCGAAGUCUUGUUUUCAGACUUGAGACCAUGGGCUCUUGUUUAUUUUGCGGUCCGAAGCUGGCCGCUUGUGGAAUUGUUAUCAGCAUCUGGGGAGUCGUUAUGCUGGCGAUGUUGGGUAUAUUUUUCUCCACCCAUUCUGCAGUGCUUAUCGAGGACGUGCCCCUCACUGAGGCUGACUUCAAAGAUGAUCAGAACCCCCCCCAGAACAUCUACCGCCUCUACAACCAGGUGGGCUAUAACUGCUUCAUAGCAGCUGGCUUCUACGUGUUGGUGGGCGCCCUGUCUCUGUGCCAGGUCAAGCUCAACAGGCGCAAGGAGUACAUGGUACACUAACUCCCCCUGCUGGAGGGGAGGAGGCACUGCAUCGUCCCGUGACACGGGAGGAGAGCUUCCUUUGACCUGAGCCUGAGGGGCAGUGUUGUUGGACGUGUCUGUGUAUGUCAUGAAUCGGAUGAAUGAAAUAAUCUUUGACAGAGAACAGGCUUUCGUUGGUUUAACGUGUGAUUCACUGGUGCUCGGUUCUUCUAGAAUCUUGCCUGUUCCGUGUGUUCUAGAAUGCUUGCCUUGUCUUGAGUGUUCUAGAAUGCCGUGUGUUCUAGAACAUGUUCUCUCUGAUUCUCAAGUGUGCCUUUUUAGACAGAAUGUCAUUUUUCCUUAUUGCGUGCCUUUGAUUGGACUAAAGAAAUCAACAAAUGUGCCAACCACAACUAACUCUAGUGACAUCAGUUUGUAGUAUGGGAUUUUGAAAAUAAACAUUUUAAUUAAACAUAA